UGCAACGAACGGCACCGGAAUAUUCUCGCCGUCUUUACGGUCUGAUUGAGAAUUUGAGAUAGCUUAAAGAGGCUUCUUUUCAUUUGAUUUUCAACGUCAGACCGGCCUUCUACGUGUCGCUCCAUCUGCUACACGAUUAGAUCAAUGGCUAGAUUUGAAUGAAGAGGAGAGGUUUGCAGAGGAGAGAAACCAUUUGGCCUGGAACAGUGUUAGAAACGGGGAAGGCAAUUCCGAGCUCAAGCUGACUCGCUAGGGUUUUAGACUUGAGAGAUUCAAUAUUGUUUCUCUCAUAGGGUGAAAUUCAAAUUUGGCAGUGAAAAUGAAUACUAGCGAUUCUCAGAAGGACCCGAAUGCUCUGGAGAAUCGACCCGGGAUCCUUGUGAUUGGAUCUUCCAAUGUUGGCAAACGCACACUCUUAUCCCGAUUGCUCUCUACUGAUUUUGAAGAUGCUUCCGAUUCUGCCUCUGAUGUGUCUGUCCAUGGGUGGACUAUCAAUACCAAGUACUAUACUGCUGAUGUUUCUGUAUGGAUGACUCAUCUUAGUGAUGACUUUUCUGUUCGGAACCUGCCCAUAUCGCACCAAUUGACUGCUUUGGUUAUGGUUUUUGACAUGAACGAUUUAUCUUCUCUAGCUGCACUCCAGGAUUGGGUAUCACGCACUGAUAUUCAAAACUUCGAGAUAUUAUUAUGUAUUGGAAACAAAGUGGACCUGGUUCCAGGUCAUCCAGUUCAUGCUGAAUACAGAAGACGACUACAGAAACUGAAAGACUCUGUUGUUGAUCCUUGCUCUGAGUCCACGGAGUAUGGAAUAUCUGACUCUGAAGGAACUAGUUUAUUGGGGAAUGAAGGUCCAACAUGGGAUUCCAGAAGAUCUUGUUCAGAAUGGUUCACUGAGCAUGGCAUUGAAUUCAUUGAGGCGUGCGCUUCCAAUGCCGAUUUUGACAAAUGCUUGUCUGUUGAUGGUGAUUCACAAGGAGUUGAACGGUUAUUUGGUGCUCUUUCUGCUCAUAUGUGGCCUGGGAUGAUCUUCAAGUCUGGUGAUAAAAUAAGUGAACCAUCAAUACCUCAGAAAGAGUCUUCUUCAGAAGAAUCUGAUUAUGAAUUGGAGUAUGAAGUCCUAUCUGAUGGUUCAGCUGAUCCUUGGGAUGACACAGAACAAAGAUGGGUUUCUGCUACUCCCGUAGAUGCUGGAAAAUCAGUUUCACAAAACAACCCCAUCUCAGAUUCUGAACUCAAAGAUGGAACCAGGUCUGAUAAACAUUUACAACCAUCAACUUCAAGCACUGUAUUGCAGGAUGAGGGUGACAAGGAAGUUGGGGAUUCUGAAGAAGAUGGGGUAUCAGGCAAAGGUCUUGACUUAGAGGAUUUGGAACAGCUAAUGUCAGAGAUAGGCAAUAUGCGUGCUGGCUUAAGACUGAUGCCUGAUUUCCAGAGAAGGGAAAUGGCUGCAAAGUUGGCCUUGAAAAUGGCUUCCGUGUUUGGGGGAGGUAGCGACGAUGAAGAUGAACUGUAGAGAAUAAAUUGUCUUCUGCUUAUGAGAUUCUGAUAGAUGUGUCUGAUGAAUGUCAUUGUUUGGAAUCUUAUAAGCGCCAUCUCUCUUACACAAAAAUCCGAGGUUUUCUCAUGCUCUUUGCGACUCAUGGUUAUAUUUCCGGAACAGAACAUUCCGUUCAAAAUUGAAUCUCUAGUCAUGUUCAUGGUGCCUUUCAGGGUUUUAAUGCUGUGACAUGCUCAGAUAAUUUAUUAUACAAAGUGCGAGCAUUUACAGAGUGUUUUAAAGAUCUGGUCUUGAUUUUUUCUUCUCGGUCUGUAAAAAUAUAGAUCAAAUCCAAGUUGCACUUAGGGAUGGACGAAA
This is a messenger RNA of Neltuma alba, 1855 nucleotides long. RefSeq lists its product as uncharacterized. Gene Ontology annotation, molecular function: GTPase activity; GTP binding. The record is from RefSeq and is a predicted model, not a curated record. Bases 320 to 1513 code for a protein of 397 amino acids. Lineage: Eukaryota; Viridiplantae; Streptophyta; Magnoliopsida; Fabales; Fabaceae. The transcript is spliced from 6 exons.